AUGAGUGCUGCUGAGAAUCUGGAGUCCAAACUGAAGGCCCUGCAGAGCCACUUCACCUGGGAUCUGGACCCCACCAGAUCCAAACUGUUCUGUCUGAAGGCCAACCUGGAGGACAUCGGCACCGAGGAGGGAAACAUCUGGCUGGGUCACAUUUACAACCUGCAGGGCUUCAUCCAGUACAAGCUGGGCUCCCUCGAAGAGGCCCGGGGUUUCUUCAGCAGGGCCACUGAAGCCUUCCAGCAGGUGAAGACCACCGACGAGGGUCCCUGGUUGAUGGUGAACUACGGGAAUCUGGCGUGGCUGCACCAUCAUAUGGGUGAAGAUAAGAAGAGUCAGGAUUUCCUGUCAAAGGUUGACGCCCUCCUGAAGAAAUACCCGUCUCCCAUCAAAGAAGAGCUCCACCCGAAAGUCUGCGCUGAGAAGGCCUGGACCCUGAUGCACUUUUCCAACGAGCAGAAGCUGCAGGCGGCAGAUUACUUCCAGAAAGCCUUCAGGAUGGAGCCGGACAUGGUGCAGUGGCAGACCAGCCGCAUGCUGGCCUUGGUGAACGCCUUCAAGCACAGCGAGACGGGCCUGGCCCAUGAUAUCUGGGAGGACAUGAGCGUUGCCAGGAGGGAGGAUCCGGAGAACCUGUACCUCGCUGCCGUUGAGCUGAAGCAAAGCGCCAAGAGAGGAGAGCAAGUGAGAGAUGAAGCUGAGGAGCUGACAGACAAGAUCAUACUGAAUCCUGUCAGCAGCUACAGCGGCCUGAAAGCACUGCUGAGGGUGUACAGAGAAAUGGACGCCUUCGAUGAGGCCAUUGAUUUGGCUGAAAAAGCCCUGAGCAAGCAUCCGGACUCGCGUUACCUGAAGAGAUGCGCCGCGAUCUGCUACAAAUGGAAAAUCCUCCAUUCCAAAGACCGACGCCCAAACCCAAGGAGGCUCGACCGAGCCAUCGGCCUGUACGAGGAGGUCAUUGCUCUUUACCCUCACUCUAAUCUGUCGAAGAAGCUCGACCUCGCAAGCAUACAGGCGAAGUCUCCUCAGGGUCUGGCGAGAUCAGAGCAGAUGUACCAGGAGCUGCUGAGAAACGUUCAGGAUCCUGCAGACAAACAGAUGCUCUACAACAGCUACGCAAAAUACCUCAACUUUGAUCGAAACGACAGGAACAAGUCCGUCGAGUAUCACAUGAAGGCUGCAGCCAUAGACCAAGAGUCCUUCUCCCGGCAGAACAGCAUCAAGGUGCUGGAGAAGAUCAAAGCCCGAGGCAGGAGCAGACUGGACAGAAGAGUCAAUGAGUUCCUGGAACUACUACAGAGUCGUGGUGUGGUGGAACAACACAGGCUGUAG
This is a messenger RNA of Nematolebias whitei (Rio pearlfish), 1329 nucleotides long. RefSeq names its product interferon-induced protein with tetratricopeptide repeats 1-like. Gene Ontology annotation, biological process: defense response to virus. Gene Ontology annotation, cellular component: cytosol. The coding region runs from base 1 to 1329 and encodes 442 amino acids. Gene Ontology annotation, molecular function: protein binding. The transcript has 2 exons. Lineage: Eukaryota; Metazoa; Chordata; Actinopteri; Cyprinodontiformes; Rivulidae. The record is from RefSeq and is a predicted model, not a curated record.